UUAUAGUCGAACAUGGUACUCAUGAUGGCCUUCUUCAAAAAGAUGGUAGUCUUUAUAGAGAUAUGUGGUAUGAACAAGAGAUGUCAGAUCCGAUAUUUGAUGAAGAAUAUGACGAAAAACCUGAUUCAACAGAUAAAAAAUAA
Molecule: messenger RNA, 143 nt
Organism: Racocetra persica
Lineage: Eukaryota; Fungi; Glomeromycota; Glomeromycetes; Diversisporales; Gigasporaceae
Source: the annotation of a GenBank genome assembly